Molecule: messenger RNA, 1522 nt
Organism: Oenanthe melanoleuca
Lineage: Eukaryota; Metazoa; Chordata; Aves; Passeriformes; Muscicapidae
Gene: SNAPC1
Product: small nuclear RNA activating complex polypeptide 1
Exons: 10
Coding region: 67-1158 (363 amino acids)
Biological process (GO): snRNA transcription by RNA polymerase II; snRNA transcription by RNA polymerase III
Cellular component (GO): snRNA-activating protein complex
Molecular function (GO): sequence-specific DNA binding
Source: RefSeq, a predicted model, not a curated record
CGCCGCGCGCAGGCGCCGCGGGGCUGGGCGGGGCCGGGCGCGCAUGCGCGGAGCGGGCGCGGCGGGAUGAGCGCCGUGCCGGGGCUGAAGGAGGACUGCGAGGAGCUGCUCGGCGCCUUCCAGCGGGCAGACACCGUCCGCUUCGAGCGCUUCGCCGAGCUGUGGCGGGAGCGCCGCUUCCACAGCGUCUUCUAUGGUAGAGUAAGAGCUUUGGAGAGGAAUAAGCUCACAAAGAAGACUCUAGAUUUGGUCCAGCAGUACUUCUUGCCCCCCUACUCCUUCCAAAUCCGAGUUGGUGCUCUGUACCUUCUGUAUGGACUCUAUAAUGCCCAGCUUUGUCAGCCAAAACAAAAGAUCAGAAUUGCACUCAAGGAUUGGCCUGAAAUCCAGAAAUUUCAGCAGGAUCUGCUUGACUCCCAGCAUUAUGAUGCAACCUAUAUCUUUAGGAGACUGCGACUUGCCAGAGCCUUCCAUUUCACAGCAAUGCCAAAGCUACUGACCUACAGGAGGAGUAAGAAGAAGAUUGCAGAAAAUCCUUUGAAAGAAGAAUUUAAGGACCCAAGUAACAGAGUAAACAGCCUCAUCACUAAUGAUGUAUUGGAGGAACUGAUGAAUAUUCACUACCACUAUCAGAAAAUGAAGUGUGUCAUUUCAGCUGACAAAUCCCAGCCAGACAAGGCCCUGAGCUUGAUAAAAGAUGACUUUGUGGUUAAUCUCAAAGACAUUACCUUGGAACAUCAGGAAUGGCUGCAGAACAGAAUGAGAUUAUUCCGAAAUGCUGAAGAAAUUGAUAAAGCAGAAAACAAAAAGAAAGAAGAAGCUUCACUAGCAUCAGAGGGUUCUGAAAGAGCAAGUGCCCUUGCCAGAAUCAAAUACAAGUCUUAUUCUGCAGCUGUUGAGGUUUCCAAAUCCAGGAGACAUCGUCAAGUGCAGUUAGGAUCCUCUGAAUCAGGACCCAGUUGUGGGAAGUCCCCAGGUCGAAGUAAAAAGUCCAUCAGGAGACUACAGCCAGCAAGGAGAAGAGGUUCUUCAGAAGCUGGAGGUGAAAUGCAAGUGGCAAAGGAAACUGUAACUCACCAUAUUGGGAUGCCAGUAAUCACAGAAGAGGACACAGAUGAAGGAGGAGUAUCUCUCCCCAAGAGGAGAAGACGACGUUAGAGGAUCCAGCUGGAGAAGCACUAACGUUCAUUUUAAUGAAAAAAUGAAAAUGUCAGAGGCAACACCAAGUGCUUGUUUUGGAGAUCUUUGAACAUAAAAGAAGUGUCUGGGACCAGAACCACAGGGGAUGCUGCAAUACUGGUAGUGGCUGGGAUACUUCAGCUGUCUCGUGGUGCCUUUAUUCACCUGGUGAAUGCUUCUUGUGGGAGACUGAAGUUACUGAGUCCUGGAUGAGAUGGAAAGAGAAGGCUCAGAAAAUAUUUGCCCCUGUAAGACCUGUCUGUAAUCCUUUAUCUCUGUACAUGAGGUUAAUGACUGUUGAAAAUUAGUACAAUAAAUUAUUUUUCAUUAUUGACUCGCUCCA